AUGUAUAUUCUUUUCUUCCCGCCACCAGCCUUCCUGCUGAAGCCUCGGACCCUGCACGUUCACCUCCAGCGCUGCCCCAUCGCCGAUGUGCCCUCCGAACACGACACCCUGCGACAGUGGCUUUGCAGUCGUUUCGCACUGAAAGACAAACUCUUCAGGGAUCUUGAUCAGAACCUAACGACCAAGGUCGGGGACAAGGUCGUGCAGCCGGAUUGCAAGGCUGUGGCCGAGGCCUUUACACGCGACCUCUCCGUCUCUAAGGUGCCCAACGGCUUCAAGGAACUGCCUCGUCUGCGCAAACGUUGGCUCUUCACUGCUCUCACCUGCCUCGGUGGAUUCACCCUCCUCCUGCUGUUCGUGGUACCCUACGGCCCUUAUGUCUACUUUGGCAGUGUCAUUGGCACUAUCCUGUUUGGCAUGCCCUAUCUGUGGCUGGCCGUGUAG
This is a messenger RNA of Dibothriocephalus latus, 444 nucleotides long. Lineage: Eukaryota; Metazoa; Platyhelminthes; Cestoda; Diphyllobothriidea; Diphyllobothriidae. The record is from the annotation of a GenBank genome assembly.